Molecule: messenger RNA, 762 nt
Organism: Didymodactylos carnosus
Lineage: Eukaryota; Metazoa; Rotifera; Eurotatoria; Philodinida; Philodinidae
Source: the annotation of a GenBank genome assembly
AUGGGAUCAUUAUAUAAUGGCGAUAAAAGUUAUAAACACAUGUUCAAAAUUGUACUCACAGGUGAUCAGGGAGUAGGAAAAAGUCAAUUAUUAUCACGAUUUACUAAAAAUGAAUUUUGUUUGGACGGUGCAUCGACAAUUGGCAUAGAAUUUUCUACAAAAGAAGUUCAAAUUAAUGGAAAUAUUAUAAGAACACAAAUAUGGGAUACAGGUUCCGGUCCCGUAAAAAGUCUCGCGGGAUCGGGAUGGGUCAAAGACUGGAACGGUUCCGCAGACCUCCAGUUUAAACAUCAUAUUUCUAAACUGGAAUUUUCUUUUGUUGAAGCUGGUCAAGAACGUUUCAUGGCGAUUACAAAACCAUAUUAUCGAAAUGCUUUUGGUGCCCUUCUUGUCUUCGACAUACAACGUUCACAGACAUUUGAACAUCUUGAUCGAUGGUAUAAUGAAAUUUGUGAAAAUGCUGGCGCUAACUGUUGUAUACUCCUAGUAGGAAAUAAAUGUGAUCAACACCAUAUGCGAGAAGUGAUGUCAGAAGAUGCCCAAAAUUAUGCAUCGGAAAGGAACAUUCAGUACAUGGAAACAUCAGCAUUAGAUGCAACAAACGUUGAGCAAGCAUUUCUUCUACUUAUUCAAGAUAUCUAUAAACGUUACGCGAAACGAACCACAAAUGAAAUAGAAUCAAAUUGGACAUUAGGUUCACCAACUUUUACCCUACCGCAGCAGCAUAAUAAGCCACAGCCAAAAGAGUAUUCAUGUUGUUAA